This is a messenger RNA of Sporisorium graminicola, 999 nucleotides long. RefSeq lists its product as uncharacterized. Gene Ontology annotation, molecular function: aldose reductase (NADPH) activity. The record is from RefSeq and is a predicted model, not a curated record. Bases 1 to 999 code for a protein of 332 amino acids. Gene Ontology annotation, cellular component: cytosol. The transcript has a single exon. NCBI's taxonomy places the organism in Eukaryota, Fungi, Basidiomycota, Ustilaginomycetes, Ustilaginales, Ustilaginaceae.
AUGGCAGCCGACAUCCCCAGCUUCACCCUCAACACGGGUGCCAAGAUCCCCUCGGUCGGCAUGGGCUGCUGGCAAGGCGAGCCAGGUGCGGGCAAGGACAACGAGCUUGUCGACGCCCUCGUCACGGCCAUUAAUAUCGGCUAUCGCCACCUGGACACCGCCACGUUCUACGCCAAUGAGGCUGAAGUAGGCCAGGCUGUGCGUCAAUCUGGCGUCCCCCGCUCGGAACUCUUUGUCACCACCAAGCUCCGACCUGACCGCGUGCAAGACCCCGUCAAGGAGUUUGAAGAGUCGUUCAACAAGCUCGACGUCGAGUACAUUGACCUUUGGCUCAUGCACUGGCCUCAAGGCUUUUCGGACAAAGGGUCGUUCGGUCUGGAGCACCAGAAGCAUCUCGGCCCAACAUUCAACGAGACCUGGGCCAAGAUGGAGGACAUCUUCCUCAACUCGCACAAGGGCAAGGUCAAGGCCAUUGGCGUCAGCAACUUUAGCAUCAAGAACCUCGAGAUCUUGGCCAAGACUGCCAAAGUGACCCCAGCAGUCAACCAGAUCGAAGCGCACCCGUACUUGCCCGAACACAAGCUGGUCGAUUACUGUAAGCAAAAGGGAAUUCACAUCACCGCCUAUUCCCCCAUCGGACAGUCGUCCAAGGUAAUCCACGAAGACAAGGACCUCAAUGCGAUUGCCAAGAAGCACAACGUCACCGCGGCCACUGUUGCUCUCAGCUGGGCCGUGCAGCGUGGCACCUCGGUCGCGCCCAAGUCGACCAACCCGGAGCGCAUGAAACAGAACAUCACUCUCAUCAAACUGACUGACGACGAGAUGAAGCAGGUCGACAACAUCUCGAACGACCCGACGCGAUCCACCCAUCUCAACUACCUUGUCGUCGACAAAGAGACUGGCGAAGUCUUCGGUUGGACCCCCGAAGAAAUGGGUUGGGACGUUGGCUUCCUCGAGGAGCCUGGCAAGUCUGCAAAGAGGUACGGUGACGGCAAGUGA